ACCGAUAUUUAGGAAUUCAAUAAUUACUCUCUUUCAGUAUGUUUUAUCAGAAUAUGUAUCUACCAAUGGUUUUAUCUCAAUUAGUUUAACAAUAGUUUUUGUUUUUGUUUUUUUUCAAAUGUAGGCACAGGAAAGUUUAUAUAUUUUAGUGUCUCUGGCAAAAUUUAAAAAGUCACUGUCACACUGGUAAGGAGUAAAGAUUAACGAAACCCGAAACUCAAAAUUGGAUCUCAGACUGAUGCCUCUAUCUAAACAAAACCUGAUUGUCAACAGCGUUCUCACCACAGAGGAUUUACAUUGAUGAGAUAGCACUUUUUUGCUCUGAACAUCGCUGGUAUUCAAACUGUGUCUCAACUCUGACAAAGAUGAGUGUAGUGAAGGUGAAGAAACACCUCAUACUGGAGGAGAAGAUACAGGCGAUCGACAUGAGUGAACAGGGGGCAUCUCAUAUUGCCAUUGCUAAAUACUUUGAUGUGUCAAAGACACAAAUCUCUAACUUAAUGAAAAGAAAAGAAGAGGUUAGAGCAAUUUGGAAUGAUGGCUGUGUCCAUCAGAAGAAAAUUCUAAAACCAUCAUUGAGGCACCCAGAGGUUGAAGAGGUCGUAGUAAAGUGGUUAUUACAAGCGAGGAAAAAUGGCAUUCAUGUGAAGAGAGAAUUUUUGCAGGCUAAAGUUAUUGCUGUGGCCUCUGAAUAUGGAGUUCCGUUUUCUCCCAGCAAUGGCUGGAUACAUAGUUUUAAAAAGCGACAUCAUUUAUAUACUGGAGAGAAUUUAGAUGAGUCUUUGUUCAAUGAUAGUACGGACAUGAAAGUGGAGCGAGAAAAAGAUGGAGACUCGUCUAAAGAUGAUGAGACCUUUAAUUGUUCACAACAUAAUAUCACAAAGAAUGAGCAAAUGCUGUCUGGAUUAAGGAACACAGAAGGGGCAAAGUCCACAGAAAAACUGCCAACCGGUGACUUACGAAAAGGUCUACUGAAAAAAAGGAAAAGAUCUAGUGAACCCGGCAGUGGAUUAGACAAGCAGCAUAAAUCUAGUGAACCCGGCAAUGGAUUAGACAAGCAGCAUAAAUCUAGUGAACCCGGCAAUGGAUUAGACAAGCAGCAUAAAUCUAGUGAACCCGGCAGUGGAUUAGACAAGCAGCAUAAAUCGACGAAGAUAAUGGCAAGGGAUUUACAACAUUUUGCAAUGGGAGGAGCUCAGGCUGAAGGAGAUGAAAGGCCUGCAGCAUUCGAUGUUGAGGACAGUUAUGAGCUGGAAAAUGUGUUUGUUUGUCUUGGUGCAGGACUUUUUUUUAAAGCUCGUCCAAGGCCUGUUUAUCUUCAGAAGAAAAAGCAGUGUGCAGAUGGCCGGCAGGCAGACCAACGCAUCUCAAUGGUACUCAUGUGCAGCGGAGUUGGAGAGAAAUUCUCUCCUCUUAUAGUAGGACGCUGUCAAACUUUAUCCCUCUCACCGGGUCUUUUACCGGUCAAAUUUAUGCCUGAGUAUGCAGCUCACAGUAAAUCAUGGCUCACACAGAGUAUCUUUAAGAACUAUUUGUCUCGACUUAACGAAAAGUUGUCACACGAGGAAAGACACAUAGUGUUACUGUUGCAUCCAGGUGUCCCUGCUUUGGGUACUUCUUAUAGCCACAUCAAGACUUUGCCUAUCAAUAGUUCUUCAGCAGGGAUUUUCUACACAGAUAUUGUUCACCCUCUAAAAGUUUGCUAUCGCAAGAAGUUUCUGAGACACUUACUGAGCUUGAAAUACCAGUCAGUCUCAACUUCUGAUCUUGCCAAGCAGGUGACGGUACUAGAUGCCAUAGUGUGGCUUCGUUCUGCUUGGGAGGGCGUGUCACCGUCUUUUAUCUCCAAGGCUUUCCUUCGAUGUGGCCUGAACGGUGUUCAAUUGGAAGUAACGGAAGGCACAGAAGCACCAGCCCAAGCUUCUGCGGAAGAGGACGGGAAAGCUCUGUUGCCAGAUGGGGUUUCUUUCAACGAUUUUGCAAAAAUAGAUGAUCAUCUGACCACUUUUGACCCAUCAGAGGGUGAAGGGAGGGAAGGAGAGUCUGUGGUGGAAGCAGAGGAAGAUGUUCCACAGGAAACAGAGGAGUCCCAACCAUCUCAUGUGUCCUGGGACAGGGCCAUGAAGUGCCUGGAGAAGGUUCAACUCUGUGCCUUCCAGAACAGCAACCCAACUCUGUUGCAUCAUGUGAGGGAAGCGGAGUACUGUUUGAUGUCUCAGCGUAGAGAAACGGAGGGUGAUGUGUAAACACUUGUAAAGAGAGACAGUCGUACAGUGGAACUCGGAUUCAACGAGCUCGGAUUCAAUGAGAACUCGGAUUGAACGAGAUGAGAUAGGCUCCCCGUUUUUUUUCUUCUUUAAAAUCAAUAAAAAUAACCCGGAUUGAAUGAGCAAUUAAAUCAGUGAGCUCGGAUUCAACGAGGUCGCUUCCAGGGUGAACAGCCCCCGCAGACGCGGCUUCACUCAUUUUUCUC
This is a messenger RNA of Aplysia californica (California sea hare), 2473 nucleotides long. RefSeq lists its product as uncharacterized. Bases 366 to 2246 code for a protein of 626 amino acids. Gene Ontology annotation, cellular component: nucleus. Lineage: Eukaryota; Metazoa; Mollusca; Gastropoda; Aplysiida; Aplysiidae. The transcript is spliced from 4 exons. Gene Ontology annotation, molecular function: DNA binding. The record is from RefSeq and is a predicted model, not a curated record.